AUGGGAAAUUGUUUGCGGCAUCAACAACAUCAAUCAUCAACACGGUGGGCCGGCGACGAAUGGGGCUCAUCGGCCUCGGCGGCGAACGACGGUGACGAAGAAAAGGGUCUUCUUGUAAAUAAUCCAGAAAUUGGUUUGAAUGCAUCUCCUUCAGCUAUUCAUGAAGUGAAAGUGAAGAUAUCAAAGAAGCAGUUGGAGGAGUUAUUAGGUAGGGUUGACGCAAAAGAAUUAUCAGUACAACAGGUUUUGGAACAGUUGAUCAAUGUCGGUAAUCAAUACGAAGCAAAUCAACGGUCCUGGAGGCCUGCACUGCAAAGCAUUCCUGAAGGUGAAUUGAGCUGA
Messenger RNA from Gossypium raimondii (Peruvian cotton), 342 nucleotides. RefSeq lists its product as uncharacterized. NCBI's taxonomy places the organism in Eukaryota, Viridiplantae, Streptophyta, Magnoliopsida, Malvales, Malvaceae. The record is from RefSeq and is a predicted model, not a curated record. The coding region runs from base 1 to 342 and encodes 113 amino acids. The transcript has a single exon.